CCAUUGAGCCUACACUACAGAACCGGAAUCACAACAGGCUCUUUUCCUCUCCACUCGAAUAACCGAGUUUCUCUAUUCCAGUUUUAUUGCUGUUAAGUGAUUGUAAAUGUCUAAAAUGAAAAACGGGCCUGGAUACUGGAAGGAAAGAACCAAAUGGAGGAAAUGAAGAGAGGAGAGGCAGCUUUGCAGCAGCACAGGUCCUCCCCGACAGGGCUGCCCGAGGGGGGCCCAGGGGAGACUGAGACUCCUCCAGUUACCGCCUGGGGAUACCUGGUGGCAAGAGAGGAUGGUCUACAACCAGAGCCAAAGGAAAGCCCUGCAGGCGUGUUUUGAACAAAACCCUCACCCUAAUAAAGCUACCAGGGAACAACUGGCCAAGGAAAUUGAUAUUCCAGAAUCUAAAAUUCGGACUUGGUUUAGAAACCGAAGAAGCAGACAGAGAAAAUUGGAGUCUGCAUGCUCCUUAGGAAAAGACCCAAUCCAGGGACAUAACCAGUCUCAGUUACAGAUGCAAGAAUGGUUAACAAAAGAAGCCAAGCAAGACCACAUACCCCUCGCAAGAACUCAAAGAAGGACCCUAGUUCAAGCCUUUGAGAGGAACCAAGUCCCUGAUGUUGCUACCAGGGAAAAACUGGCUAAACCAACAGACAUUCAGGGAUUGCAGAUUCAGGACCAAAGAUAUCUGGACCCUGACUGGAGCAGAAAGGAGCCCAAAAAUUUCUUGGUAGAUGACACAAAUGGGAGACCAGAUCUGACUAAUCAACUGCAGGAAACAGAUCCGUUUAUACACCCAGAUGGGAGUUAUUAUCUGCCUUCUUCUGAUUCCUUCCCUGACAACCAAACAAUUUCACCUACUCCUCUUCUGUCCUCUGGGAUCAUGCAGCCCACCCAGGCUGUGCAGAGAGAAGAGAACUCUGACCUGCCUCUCACUUUUAUGAAUCACCUGCCAGAACUACUGACUCCAAGAGGGGACAUCUCGGAUACUCGGGUUCCUUUCUGGAUCCAAUUCCAAGAAGAAUACCAAAAUCACAAAGAACAAACUGGCAUAGGAGUCAUACCAUUGAAGGACCAUUUUCAACCUAAUCCUGAGAACAAGAAACCACAGGGUCUGGGUCCCAUUAACAUAUCUUAUGUCAUGCAGUGGUGGGACCAGGGCCGCCAAGCUCUGAUUGAGGAAUGGGAACCACUUGAAGAGAUACAGUGAGACAGAUGUGUAGCCAACUGCAAGGUCAGCUGGAGAGUCAUCUCAUCUGCUCUACCAACUGCACCAGCAAUAUGUAGAAACCUCGAGUCUUUAGAUGAACUCCUGUCAUCUCAGUAAAUUAUUAUUAUUAUUAUUUUUUUUUUUUUGUACCAGGGAUUGAACGCAGGGACACUUGACCACUAAGCCACAUUCCCAGCUUUUUUAAAAAUAUACUUAUUUAGAGACUGGGUCUUACUAAGUUGCUUAGGGUUUUGGCUUUGAACUUGCGAUCCUCCUGCCUCAGCCUCCCAAAUCACUGGGAUGACAGACGUGCACCACUAAUUCUGAUCUACAGAAAGGGGACCCUUUCAGACCCCACCAACCUCUCAUUGGAGAAGAUUGUCAGGUUCUGCUUCAUAUGCUGCAAGGCUAACCAUGGCCUUAGCUCCAGGAGGAAGAUGUCAAUCUCAUGUAACUGGUCCAGGCAGGCCUCCUUCGUUUUGAUUCAGAAUUGAUACAAUUUAUUACUUAUUUGGUAGUGGGAAGGAGGGUUACCACUGAGCCUUGUCCCUAGCCCCUUUUUUAUUUGUUAUUUUGAGACAGGUCUCACUAAGUUGCCAAGGUUGGCCCUGAACUUGUUUCCUCCUCCCUCAGUCUCCCAAGUCUCUGGAAUUACAGGUGUGCACCCUGCAUCUGAACAGAAUCAGUACAAUUAAUAGACAAUGAAUAGUGAGGACAUCCUAUCUUGAAGCAAGACCAGUGCCAGGGGUAAGAUAAGAUGACUGGGAACCCAAAUGGAUGUCUGUUAUGGGCAGUGGUAUCUUCUUAACUCAUGGUGCCUAAAGCUCUGUAUCUGUAUUGCCUUGGAAACACCAGGGGCAGCAGGCAGCAGACACAUCUGCUGAAUCCUUCUGAAAAAAGCAUCUUCCAGUUUGAGAAAUCCACAAGUGCUAAUGGAGGCGAAGCAAAGAUAACAGGCCAAGAAGAGAUACUGUCAGUAUUCAUUUAUUCCCUUCUGGCAUGGCACUGAGAUAAAUUUGAAAUAAGUAUUAUAGAAAGUGAGGGAAUACUAUAUUUCUUCAUGCUGUAUGUUUAUAAAAGUGAGUGUUUUUUUUGUUGUUGUUGGGCCUAGUGGUGGUGUCCCUGUAACCCCAUCUACUCAGGAAGCUGAGGUGAGAGGAUUGCAAGUUCCUGGCUCCUUCAAGCCAGCCUGGGCAACCUAGCAGGACCCUAUCUUAAAAUUAAGGGGAAAAGCCAUGCACAGUAAUUCAUGCCUGUAAUCCCAGUGGGUUGGGAGGCUGAGGCAGGAGGAUCCUGAAUUCAAAGCCAGCCUCAGCAACUUAUUGAGACCCUGUCUCAAAAAAUAAAAUAAAAAGGGCUGGGGAUAUGGCUCAGUGGUUAAGUGCUCCUGGGUUCAAUCCGUGGUACCAACAAAAGAAAACAAAGGGGGCUGGGGGUGGAGCACAAGCAUGUGCAAGGCCCUGUGUUGGACUCUCAGCACUGCCAAAAAAAAAGUGAGCAAGAGCUUUUUCUUUCCUCCCUAAGUUCUGAGGGUUCGAACUGGGAACUGGACACCUUAGCAUCCAUCAAUAAGGGAAGGGGUUAAAUGAAUGAGGACGUAUCCAUAAUGCUGAGUAUUUUUCAUGUAAAUGUAUUUUUUUCCAUUGAACAUUUAAAACGCACAAAAAUUAACCAGGAAUGGUGGUGCCCACCUAUACUCCCAGCAACUCCAGAGCCUGAGGCAGCAAGAUUGAAAGUUUAAGGCCAACCCAGGGCAACUUUACUAGACCUGCCUCAGAAUAAAAAUAAAGUCUGAAGAUGUCGCUCAGUAGUAGAGUGUCCCUAGGUUCAAUCCCUAGUACCACAAAAACAAAUCAAUUACAAGGAAAUUAUAAUAACAUCAUAAAAUCACUGAAUAAAAAUCUAUUAACUUUUUCUAUGUUAAUAGGUUUUCAAAUAUAUACUUAUGUAUGUAUGUGUGUACAUAAUCCUGUAAUUCCUCACUUUAUUACAAGUAAAUUAUAUAAACUUAAAACUUUUGGGGUAACCAUCCUUAUUUUGUGUUUUGGUUUGGAUGUGAGGUGUCCUUAUUUUUUUAUUUAGAGACAGGGCCUCGCUAAAUUGCUGAGGCUGGUUUUGAGUUUUUGAUUCUCCUGCUGCAGCCUCCCAAGCUGCUGGGAUUACAGGCAUGUGCCCUCAGUGCCCAGCUGGGACCUUCUUACAUGAUGUGUUGCCUCAUUUGGACCCAGAGCAAUGGAGUCGGCUGUUAGGACUAAGCCUCUGAAACCAUGAGCCCCAAAUAAACUUUCCCUCCUCUAAGUUAUUCUUGUCUGGUAUUUUGGGCACAGUGAUGCAAAAGCUAACUAAAACGUUUUGUCUUCUUUCUUUCAAAAUUAUAACUUGUAAAAUCAUUACUGUGUAUGAAGGUGUAUGUAGGAUUACAUCAAUAUAAUAAUAAAAAUAUCUUUGGAAAAUA
Messenger RNA from Marmota monax (woodchuck), 3659 nucleotides. It is a transcript of the gene Duxb, whose product is annotated as double homeobox B. Gene Ontology annotation, molecular function: DNA binding; DNA-binding transcription factor activity, RNA polymerase II-specific. Bases 287 to 1204 code for a protein of 305 amino acids. NCBI's taxonomy places the organism in Eukaryota, Metazoa, Chordata, Mammalia, Rodentia, Sciuridae. Gene Ontology annotation, biological process: regulation of DNA-templated transcription. The transcript is spliced from 5 exons. The record is from RefSeq and is a predicted model, not a curated record.